Molecule: messenger RNA, 11046 nt
Organism: Pantherophis guttatus
Lineage: Eukaryota; Metazoa; Chordata; Lepidosauria; Squamata; Colubridae
Gene: SLC4A8
Product: solute carrier family 4 member 8
Biological process (GO): regulation of intracellular pH; monoatomic anion transport; bicarbonate transport
Cellular component (GO): plasma membrane
Molecular function (GO): monoatomic anion transmembrane transporter activity; solute:inorganic anion antiporter activity; sodium:bicarbonate symporter activity
Source: RefSeq, a predicted model, not a curated record
CUUGACUCUCCCGCGUCCCCUCGUCAUUCGCAGCCCUCUCCUCGCCCUCCGCCCCUCGCAGCAUCCACCCGGGCUCUUUCCAUCCACGCCUCCAGCCUCUCCAUCCCGGGAGCCUGACGCCUCUGGGCCGGGAUUGGUUGCUCGCCGGGGUCGGAGGAGAGAUGGAGCCGAAGAGCGCGGCGGGCUGCGGGCGCCCGUGACUCCAGCGGUUGGCCGUCGCUCCUCCGCCGCUUCUCAGAGGGUCCGAGUGGAGAAAUUGCCGGCCGAACGGAGCCACCUGCUCGCCCGGCGGAGCCACCUGCUCGCCCGGCGCCAGCCAGCCAACCAACUAGCCAACCAGCCAGCCAGCCAGCCAGCCAUGCCUGCCGAGAGUAACGAGCCCGACUGCCUCCUCCGCUACCAGAGGCCUGAGGAUGAGGCGAUUGUUGAUUUGGGAGGCACCAGCAAUGUUGUUAACAUUCAUUAUGAACCAGAGGAGCUGGAAGGGCAUAGGACAUUAUAUGUUGGGGUACGGAUGCCUUUGGUUAAACAAGGCCACAGACACCACAGACCCCAUGGCCCCAAACACAGGAAACGAGAUCGGAUAAAGGAAAGUAUAUUGGAGGCGCAUGAAACUUACGAUACCCCAUCUCAGCGAGUUCACUUUAUCCUUGGUAUGGAAGAGGAUGAGGAGCAUGUCCCCCAUGACUUAUUCACAGAAAUGGAUGAAAUCUGUGUGAAAAAAGGUGAAGAAUCAGAGUGGAAAGAAACAGCAAGAUGGCUGAAAUUUGAGGAAGAUGUGGAAGAUGGAGGAGAACGAUGGAGUAAGCCAUACGUGGCUACUCUCUCACUGCACAGUCUCUUUGAACUGAGGAGCUGUAUCAUCAAUGGGAGUAUCCUUCUGGAUAAAUCUGUAAACUGCACUGAAGACGUUGCAGAAAUGAUCCUGGAUAGCCAGAAAUCCUGUGAUGAAGCCACACGUAAAAAAUUCUGGGAAACCCUCUUGAAAAAGCACCAUCAUCAGCAUGAAAAGAAGAGGAACAUCCUUCCAAUGGUCCGUUCUUUUGGAGAAAGUAGCCAGAGAAAGUCUGAUCCUCACUCAAUAGAUAAAACAGGAAUGCCUUCACUGUCCCUUCAUCCUCCUUCUAACACACUAGAUGUUAGAAAUGGAUUGACUCAUGAUACUACCCCAACAGAUGUGUGCAAAACAGACCUUCAUUUUAUGAAGAAGAUUCCUAUUGGAGCAGAAGCUGCAAAUGUUUUAAUUGGAGAAGCAGAUUUCAUGAAACAACCUAUUGUUGCUUUCUUACGCUUAUCGCCAGCUGUUCUUCUUCCAGGCAUGACGGAGGUUCCACUCCCUACCAGGUUCUUGUUUGUCUUGGUGGGUCCAAUAGGGAAAGGACCUCAAUAUCAUGAGAUUGGAAGGUCAAUGGCUACCCUCAUGACUGAUGAGGUUUUCCACGAUGUUGCUUAUAAAGCCAAGGAUCGAAGUGACCUUUUAGCUGGCAUUGAUGAGUUUCUAGAUCAGGUGACUGUGCUGCCACCUGGGGAAUGGGACCCAUCAAUCAGAAUUGAGCCACCUAAAAGCGUUCCUUCUCAGGAUAAGAGGAAGAUGCCAGGAAUGUUCUAUAAUGGAAAGAUUUGUGAUGAUGAGAUGGAGGAUCACACUGGGCCAGAGCUCCAGAGAACAGGAAAGCUCUUUGGUGGCUUGAUCUUGGAUAUAAAACGGAAAGCUCCUUGGUAUUGGAGCGACUAUAAAGAUGCUUUGAAUUUGCAGUGUUUAGCUUCCUUUCUCUUCCUGUAUUGUGCCAGCAUGUCUCCUGUGAUCACCUUUGGAGGCCUGCUUGGAGAAGCAACAGAGGGAGAAAUAAGUGCUAUAGAAUCUUUGCUUGGAGCUUCGAUCACUGGAGUGGUCUACUCUCUCUUUGCUGGCCAGCCUCUCACCAUCUUGGGAAGUACCGGACCAGUACUGGUUUUCGAGAAAAUUUUAUUCAAGUUCUGCAAAGACUAUAAGCUUUCUUAUCUUGCUCUGCGAACCUGCAUUGGCCUGUGGACAACAUUCAUGUGCCUUGUGCUUGUGGCCACCGAUGCGAGCUCUCUGGUCUGCUACAUCACUCGAUUUACAGAAGAAGCUUUUGCCUCUCUGAUCUGCCUCAUUUUCAUUUUUGAGGCCAUAGAGAAGCUGUUUAAGUUGGGAAGGACUUACCCAUUUUUCAUGGAUAGCAAUCUGGACCAUCUGACCUUCUAUUACUGCAGAUGUGCAGCUCCUACCCAUCCCAGUAAUGAAACCCUGAUGUACUGGAACAACCACAGUAUCAACCCUUCCAAAGUUUCCUGGGCUAAUCUCACUGUCUCUGAAUGUCAGGAGAUGCAUGGAGAAUUCAUAGGAUCUACAUGUGGAGACCAAGGGCCUCUUACUCCUGACGUUCUUUUGUGGUGCUGCAUCUUGUUCUUUACUACCUAUAUUUUGUCAAGCACACUGAAGAGAUUUAGGAGCACUAGCUAUUUUCCCACAAAAAUACGCUACAUGGUAGGUGAUUUUGCUAUUUUUAUAACCAUUGUUACCAUGGUCCUAAUUGACUACUUCAUUGGAAUCCCAUCACCAAAACUGAAUGUCCCAGGUGUCUUCAAGCCAACAAAUGAUGACCGUGGAUGGCUCAUUAGCCCAAUAGGCCCCAAUCCCUCAUGGACUGUGGUAGCAGCUAUCAUCCCAGCAUUACUCUGCACUAUACUUAUAUUUAUGGACCAACAAAUCACAGCAGUUAUUGUGAACAGGAAAGAACAUAAACUUAAGAAAGGAGGUGGCUACCAUCUGGACCUUCUCAUGGUGGGCCUCAUGCUUGGUGUGUGUUCAGUGAUGGGGUUGCCUUGGUAUGUUGCUGCCACCGUCCUUUCCAUCAGUCACGUGAACAGUCUUAGACUUGAAUCUACUGUAGCAGCUCCUGGGGAGCAACCUAAAUUCCUGGGCAUAAUUGAACAAAGAGCAACUGGAGUGAUGAUCUUUAUACUAAUGGGCCUCUCAGUCUUCAUCACUAGUGUGUUAAAGUUUAUACCUAUGCCUGUUCUCUAUGGAGUAUUUUUAUACAUGGGUGUUUCUUCUCUGAACGGAAUACAGUUUUUUGAUCGCCUGAAGUUAAUGGGAAUGCCCACCAAACAUCAGCCUGAUUUCAUUUACCUGCGACAUGUUCCUCUGAGGAAAGUGCAUCUCUUCACGAUGAUCCAGCUGACCUGCCUGAUCAUUCUGUGGGUUGUCAAGACGUCUCCUGCAGCCAUUAUCUUUCCCAUGAUGGUUUUAGCACUGGUCUUUGUUCGGAAGGUCAUGGAUUUAUGCUUUUCAAAGCGGGAACUCAGCUGGCUUGAUGACCUCAUGCCAGAAAGCAAGAAGAAAAAAUUAGAUGAUGCUAUCCAAAUGGCAAAAAAGGAAGAUGAAUCUCAGAAGAUGAUGGAAGAUGGUACCUCGGCUGUAAUUGAAAUGUCUCCAAUAACUUCAACUUAUUUGACAGUUCCAGGAAGCUCAAAAAAUGUACCAAAAAUUGACAUUAGGCCUGAUCCUGCAGAUAUUAAUAUCUCAGAAGAAAUGGCUAAAACGACUGUGUGGAAGACCCUCAUGAUGAACCCAGAAAAACUCUGAAGUUAAAAGGAAUAGCUUGGCCGUUUGGGACUUGGCUUAGGACAAGGAGCUUGCAGCACAUGAAGAUGACUCAGGGAAGAGCCAAGGUGUGCAGGCAAAGGAGAGAAAAUACUUUUGCAAUGGAAAAGGCACAGACUCACUAAUUGCCCUGGUACUUCCUUCAUACAAGUAACUGGGUUCAUAUUAAAGCCAUUGAGAAGUGUUUGGAUUAUCCUUUGUGUGCUUCAGUGGGCAUUCUAAUUAUCUUUUGACCAGCAAGGUAAUAGAAAUCUGAUGUUAAAGCCUCUCUUGUGUGUGUAUACACACGUUCAUAUUUGCUGUAUUACAAUUUCUUAGUAGUAGAAAGAUUGCUGCCACUUUUUUUUUUUCUGGCCUUCCGGUGUGUGUUCAACAAUUUCCACUUUGAAUGUAUAGCAACAUUAUGCCACAAUUAUUUUCUGUUUGGUUUUGCUUUAUUGGGUGCUACUUAGAGAUGUAGGUGUUAUUUGCAAAAAUCCAAUAAUUAAAUAUUACCGAGUUACCAUGCAAGCAAUUGAUAAAAGGUAACCCAAUAUUACAAAUAAGUGGGAGAAAUAUCUCUAUGUUUCCCCUCCCCAUUUUUAUUUCCUAAUCAUGCUGCUUAAAUUCUUUUUCGGUUCCUUGUUUAUUUGGCAGCCAAUCCUGUGAGGAGUUUUUUUUUAAAGGAAAUGUGUAUGUUACUUUGUUAAUGUGAUUUCAUGUCUAGGUGAAUUCAGCCAAGCCAUUGAUCUCAGCAGUGCAAAUUACUUAAGGGGGGGGGGGGAAGGUGAUUAACAGAAGAAUUGUCAGUAUCACUGUUUGCACUAUUUUGAGGGUUACUAGCUGCCAAGAUAAUGUGUGAGCAAAAAAAUAAAAUAGAUAUUGGAGCUCAAGGUGUGUACAAACGAAGAGGUAGUGUAGUGAGUUUAAAUGCAAUGCAAACAUCUAUUAUCUCUCUUCAUCCAUGUGAUAAAAUACAUAUUUGGCCUUGGGAAUAGGAAGUAAUGAGUGAACUGUAAAGGGUGGUCAUUCACAAAAUACUACUUAGAUGUGGGAAAUAAGGAAACACGAGAAAGGAAGUCAAAAUAGCACACACAUGCAAACUAACUUUGCUCGUUAUAAGAUGUAGUACAAAGAAACUCUGACAGUUUUCAAGAUUCUGUUCUUAUUCUCUAGAAUAAUAAAGAUAAUCUCAAGUGGUCCUCAGUCUCAUUUCAAAAAAGUUAAAGUUAUAAUGUCAUAAAAUAAUAAAAUAAUUUGGCAAAAGUGAUUCCUCCCUUUCCACACAGCCUGCUUGGUUGACAGGAAAGAAGGGGAGAGACAGAAGGAGAGAGGAGAUAUCAAGAAGAUAGAAAUAAAACAGAAGGUCAGGGUUGCAGAGAAAAUGGAUGACUUUAAUCCCACAGAGAGCUUGCUUCUAUUCCAUCCACUAGCAUCAUCUGGGCUCCAUAGUUUAACCUCCCUGGAAGUAUGCUUUGGACAGAAAAAAAAUUGUUCUUGUUCAUUCCUGCCCUAUAGUUCAUUCUAAACCAGGGUUGUCAAACUUGCAGGCUGGAUGCGUCAUGCGCUAGCCACGCCCGGUUUAGCAAAGGGAGGAAAAGUCGCAAUAUGUCAACGACAAUGCUGUGAAGACACGAGUUUGACACUCCUGUUCUAAACCAUUGCUUUUCCUUUUCUUGUUGUUGAUGGUCAUAGAAUAUUUAAUCUCGCAUUUCUAGCAUUCAAAACAGCUUACAAAAAGAAGGACCAAAAUGAUAAAUAUGAAAGCACACUUUGCAUACAAUUCUAAGGAAAACUGCUUUAAAGUAACGCCACUGAACCCCUGUUGCAGGGGUAGACUCCUGGGGGUUCGGCAGGGUUCAGGCGAUCCUCUACCCAAGGAUCGCUGGGGUUCAGCAAAUCCCCAAAUGCCACCUCUGGCUGGCCCCUCCCACCCCUUCCAGGAGUCGCGGCCCAUUCAUCAUUCCAGGUAAGUGCAAGCGGAGGGUCUGGGAGGGUGAAAAACAGGCUUCCCGAAGGUUCCGGAAGUCCGGAAACGGGCCUGUUUCCGGCCUCCAGAGGGCCUCCAGACCCUGGGGGAAAUAGUUUUCGCCUUCCCGGAAGCUCGAGGAAAGACUCCGGAGCCUGGGGAGGGCGAAAACACCCCCCCACACUGUGGUGCAGGUAGCCGACUAGGCCACACCCACCAUGGCCACACCCACCCAGCAGCGGGGCAGCGAACCUGUUGCUAAAGGAUCUGAAGCUCACCCCUGCCCUGUUGUUUACGAUUUCACUGUGUUUUGGAGUGUGGUCAUCAUAUUGGAAUGGGGAUUUCUGUUUUUUGGAGAAUAAGAUAAAUAUUUUGCAGGCUUUUUAAAAAGUAUAGAUACAUAUCUAUUUUUUUUAGUAUACAGAAAAUUGUACACAUUGUAGUACAAUUUCAUUGAAGGCAAUGCACUGUGUGUUACAUGGAUAUUCUCACCUUUAAAACAUUUAACCUCGUGUGUUAAAAUUCAUUUCCCAAAAUCAUUAUCCGGUAUCCUGGCAUGUCAAAUAUUAAGGAAGAUUGGUACACAUGGUUGCCUGGGAGUAAGUCACUUGGAUUCAGUAUAGCAUUUCUGAGCAGCUGAAGUUAAAGCUCCACUUGGAGCUUUGGACAGUUAAGUAUGCAGUUAUAAUAAUAACUACUUAUAUUUAGUUUAUUUACUUUAUGCACUUUAGCUCCAGUACUUAAAAACUAAACUGAAAAAAGCUACAUUGAUGAGCAAUGUGAUUGACAAUGAACAAUUGUUUCUCCUUAUUUUCUCUAAUAGCAUAAAUUUCUGCCUUUGUUAGGAACUGGGAGGCACACUUCCUGCGGACAACUCUUAGAUGAUCCACUUUGGUCUGCAUGCUUGAUGCAGCCAAAUCAGUGGUGGGUUGCUACAGUUCGCACCGGAUCGGGCGAACCAGUAGCGGUGGCAGUGGGAGGCUCCGCCCACCCGCCCGGAUGCUUCUGCGCAUGCGCAGAAGUGCCUAGCGCGCAGGUGCAUGAGUGAACCAGUAGCGACGUGAUUUGGAACCCGCCCCUGAGCCAAAUGACUGUUGUGUCUUUUGUGAUGCAGUGAGACUAGCAAGGAAGUGAAAGCAAAGUUACAUACACUUACAUCCUAGCCUUCCACGUGGGCUGCUAUUUUUGGAAAUCAAGGUGGCUCUGUGUUCUUUAUGCUCUAUGCCAGGAGUGUCAAACUCAAAUUCAUCAGGGUUGUGCUUGACCUUGGGGGGGGGGGUGAGGGUGGGUGUGGCCACCUUGACAUCACUCUUUGAGCCUCUGUUUUUGGCCGUAACAACCUCCUGCAGCCCUCUGCUAGUGAAAAUGGAGCCGGGGAGGGCUGCGCGUGGCCCUCCCAAGCUCCGUUUCUGCUGGCAUAGGCACCGCAGGCUGGUCCUUUGCUGUUUCCAGGGCAGCCCCUUGGGCUGGAUCUAAGCACCCUGCGGGCCGGAUCCAGGCCAUGGGCCUUGAGUUUGACACUCCUGCUCUAUAAUUUAGAAUUGUGGGCCUUGUAAGCCAUCUUGUAAGCUUGUCUCUUUGGUAGUUCAUUUCUUGGGCUGCUCCACUAUGGGAUUUCAAAUUCUUAUAGUGUCAUUACUAAAUAUAGAGAAGAAUCAAGUAAUUGGUUCUUGCUGAUUAUGCCAUGGGUUUCCAAUCUUUUGAAGCCAGUAGGCAUUUUAACCUUCAGAAAGCAUGUUGUGGGUGAUUCACAAAAUGGCCCAUAUGCAAAUGUGGUUAUUCAUACAAUGACCACUGCAUGGAAAUGACAAAUCUUCCUCAAAAAAAAAAUAAAUAAAUCUGCAUCACAACACAAAUUUUGAGGGUUUUUAAACAAAAUCACUUAAAUAAUGUCACAUAUUAAAAAUAAAGAAGAUAAUAUUUAAAACAAUACCGACUGUCCUGCCUACCUAAUAAUUACAGGAAAUGAUAAAAUAAUGGCAAUUUGAACAAAACUAAGAGAAUUAAACAGAUUAAAAACUCAUGCCUUAUGUCUUAUGCCUGUAUGAUGUCUGACACAGCAUACCAUCUGUAAGUUUCCCAUAAAUUAGUCGCAGGCAGUUCUUGAUUUAAUGACCAUUCGAAGUUACAGUGGCACUGAAAAAAGUGACUUAUGAUCAUUUUUCACAUUUACAACCGUUGCAACAUCUCUAUGGUCAUAGUAUCAAAGUUUGGAUGCUUGGCAACUGGUUCACACUUAUGAUAGCUGCAGUAUCCCGGGUUCAAAUUCAUUUAACAACCAUGUUACUAAAUUAACAACUGCAGUCAUUCAUUUAACAACCAUGGCAAGAAAGGUCAUAAAAUGGGACAAAAGGCACUUAACAAUUGUCUUGCUUAGCAAUAGAAAUUUUGGGCUCAGCUGCAGUCAUAAAUCAAGGACUACCUGUAUAUAUAAAGAUACAGUACUUUUCAGACAAUCAUUCCAGUGUCUUUCAGUAAGACAUUCAGUUUCUUUGAUGGAUUUUGUUGCUGAAAAAAGGAAGUCACAGAAAUUUGAGCUUUGUAGCAGUGUCUCUCAUCACCACCAGAAUUCCAAAACUCUUCAUGAGUUUAAUUUGGGUGGUAAUGAGAGACACUGCCACUGGUUUGCAUUACUAUGAAUUUUCUUAAAGAGCAGUGUGAAUGAAGCAGUGCUAAAUAUAAAGGCAGCGUUCCACAACUGUCAACUACAAAUAAAUAUACAUUAUUAUUUUAUUCUGCCUAACUUAAUAAAAGUUAUAGGAUUGCCAACAUUAUCACCAACAUCCAAUGACAGAUAUAGCACAAGAAGAAAAACUUAAUAUAAAAUAAAAAUUAUCACCAAUUUAUGGAUGAAACCCAUUUCAUUAUCAGAUACAGUAUAUUCAACCUGAUAAAACAGUUUCAGUAGUUGGAUAAUUUGAUGUCCCCAUUGAGAAAGAACCCAGUAGUAAUUAAUCAGUUGGGAAGGAAAUCCUUCAAAGGAUUUGUUGAUUUGAGAAGACAACUCUAUCUCACCUCUCCUAGAAUCAGGUCUGGUAAGAGAGUCCAAAUCAUUUGCAUCUUAAUUUUCAUAAAGGAGUUUGUCUUAGUUUCAGGCUCAUAAAAAGAAAAUGCUCAGCUUUGUGUCCAAAUGUUCUGAAGGGUUCUUUAGAUAAAUUGGUAGAACCUGAGUAGGAAAUAGUAGAGCAAUACCGGUAGUCCUUACGUAUCCACCGCUCAUUCAGCGAUCAUUCAAAGUUACAACAACACUGAAAAAAGAGACUUGCAACUGAUCCUUGACGUAGCAGCCAUGGUAGCAUCCCUACAGUCAGGUGAUUGUGAUUCAGGCACUUGGCAACCAGCACAGAUUUAUGAUGAUUGCAAUAUCCCACAGUCACGUUCUUGUCAUUUACAAUCUUCACAGCAGGCUUCAAACAAGCAAGUCAAUGGGGAAGCCAUUAGAAAGUCGCAACUCGUGAUAUGAUGUCAUGCUUAAUGAUCCACAUUGCAUCUCUUCACCACCACUAAAUUGGCUAUGAUCACAUUUACUUUACAUCUGAUAGCAAUAGAGUUGCCAAUCCCAACUGCAGUUGAUAAAUGAGGGCUACUUGUAUUAGGGGCUAAGAAGAGAAGGCUGAAUUGAAUGGGUUAUGGACUAUCAUGAUGGAAUUCUGCAAGGGCACAGCUAAGGCAGAAAAUACACUAAUGUGUGGAUUGUGGCAAUUAUUGGUUAUUUACAGAACACUGCUAUAUUCGUUGGCCAAGUAAAACACCAACAACCUCACUUAACACAUGGCUAGAUUCAUAUCACAGAGCCAGUUUGGUAUAGUAGAUAAGGUAUCAGCCUAGAAACCAAGAAACUGAAUUCUAGUCCCACCUAAGGUACAAGCCAGCUGGUUGAUCUUGGGCCAGUCAUUUUCUCUCAGCCCUAGGAAGGAAGCAAUGGCAAACCAUUUCUGAAAAACCUCACCAAGAAAAUUCCAGGUGGCUUUGAACACGAUUGAAUGGAAGAAAUAAACUCAUACCAAACAAUCUGUUCUGGAAUAAUGUUGAAAGGUGCCACAGAUGGAUCUGUGGAGCUAUGUAUUAUUCCAAGUACUUGGGAUCAUUCUGAAUUAAAGCAUAAACCUCAAGACUGGAAAAGGUCCAAGCCUAUUGUGUCUUUCGCUUACAUAAUCUAGACCAGGGGUGUCAAACUCGAUUUCAUUGAGGGCUGCAUCAAGAUUAUGUUUGAUCUUGGGGGUGGGGUGGUGGAGUGGCCGUGGCCAGAGUGGGCAGGGCCAGCUCGACAUCACUCAUGUUGGGGGCACCUGUGGAGGUCCGAGAGCUCUGCCAGAGAAAACAGGCUCCCGAGCUCCGUUCUUGGCUGCGACGGCCUCCUACAACCCUCUGCCUGCGAAAACGGAGCUUGCGGCUCUUCCAAGCUCCGUUUUCGCUGACAGAGGCACUGCGGACCAGUCCUUCGCUGUUUCUAGGGUGGCCUUGGGAUCUGGCCCCCGGGCCUUGAGUUUGACACCCCUAAUCUAGACCAUAGGCCUACUAUUUAUUGAUGAAUGAAAUAUUUUUUGAAAAACGGGAAUAAAUAUUUGUUUGAGAAAGAGCAUCCAAAUGGAUAGUUUUUUUUCAAUUCAUAGGGUUACCAUUCAUUUGGGGUAGCAGGAGGAAGGAGUCUAAAGUUCUGGAAACUGAAAUAGAGCAGGAUAGAGAAGAGGAGAGAUUGCAAGGUGGCAAAUUUAUCUUUGUUACCUCUGAAUGACUAACAGCAUAGGUUUUUUUUUUUUAAUUCCAAACUUUUGUAGAGUAGACCAAAAAAAUACAAUUAAAGGCUAGCGGGAGAUAGGAGAUCCAUAUCAUUCAUUGGGGACUAAGGGACUGUAGCCCUUGCUCCAGUUUCUUCCAGAACAUUCAUGAGACCUGCUCUUGAUCCAUUUUAGAUUAAUCUCCCACAAAUUAGAAAUCCUAGGACGGUGGAAUUGCGAGGGAAAAAUGAUAACACACACUGGGUUAAGUUGUUCAAGCAUGUUGGCGAUUUUUGAAAAUUAUGAAUAAUUUCAUAAUCUUAACUGAAAAAGGAGGAGAAUCCAAGAAAAGGUGCUGGCACAUUUUUUCUAGUGUUUUUUCUUCCUCCUAUGACAACUACAUGUAGAAAUAGAGAAACUAUUUUCUUUUUAGAUAUAAAAGAAAACAAUAUUUUGUUGUAAGAAAUGUAAUUUUAAAAAACCCCACCCCAUGUUGUAAAUAAAUGUAAUAAUGGGGAGUAGGACUCUUAUUGGUUCUGUAGAAACCAAAAUACAUUUGCUAAAAUUUUGCUCAAAAAUGAGUUAUCUAAAUAAGUAUAGUUUUGUUGUUUUACAGUUAAAAAAAUCACUGAUUCUGCUUCAUACUUCAUGUCUGUACAAACUCUGUCAGUAAUGAUAACUGAUGAUUGAGAAUUGUACCCAUUGUUGAUCUAUAUGUUAAAGUUCAAUAUUAAAAUAUUAUUCUAAGUGUG